CCCGCCGGGAACUCACCUCCUCAGCCGACUCAGCUCACAACUCACCAGAGACUCGGUGCUUCUUCCAAUGCUGAAGUUCUCCUCAUGGCGUCGCCCACCUCACGAAACCCUGACCCUAACUUCACCAAUUCUCUCCAUCUUUCGCCUUCUUACCCAAUCCCCACCUCUCCCUGACCACAUCCACGACCCCCCAUUCUCCCUUACCUCAAACCCAAAAGACAACGUCCAGAAGAAGAAGAAGAAGAAGAAGAAGGAGAAUGGAGAAUCGAAGAAAGGCCAAACCUUUCCUUUCAAGUCCGAUCUUCCCUUCGAUUUUCGAUACUCCUACUCCGAGGCCAAUCCUUCAGUCCACCCGAUUGGAUUUCGCGAACCGCCUCGGUUUUCUCCGUUCGGCCCUGCUCGGCUAGACCGGAAAUGGACUGGAACUGCGGCCCCCGCCGAGGAGGUGGUUGAUCCGGCGGUGGUGUCGGAGCAGCGGAAGGCGGUUCUUGGAGAGCCUCUAUCCGAGGAUGAAAUUGCAGAACUUGUGGAGCGGUAUAGGCACAGUGAUUGCUCUCGCCAGAUCAAUCUAGGGAAAGGGGGAGUUACUCACAAUAUGUUGGAUGACAUUCACAACCACUGGAAGAGGGCAGAGGCUGUGAGAAUCAAGUGUUUGGGGGUGCCAACUCUUGACAUGGAAAAUGUUUGUUUCCACCUUGAGGACAAAUGUGGUGGGAAGAUUAUAUACAGGAACAUAAAUAUCAUUCUUUUAUAUCGGGGUCGGAACUAUGAUCCCAAGAACAGACCAGUUGUUCCUCUGAUGCUGUGGAAGCCCUAUGCACCCAUUUAUCCCAAGCUUGUGAAGCCUGUUGCUGAUGGCCUAACAUUUGAAGAGACCAAGGAAAUGAGAAACAGAGGACUGAACUCGCCCCCUGUAAUGAAACUCACCAAAAAUGGUGUCUAUGUGAAUGUAGUGGAGAGAGUGAGGGAGGCAUUCAGGAGUGAGGAGGUUGUGAGACUAGAUUGUACUCAUGUGGGCAGCAGUGACUGCAAAAGGAUCGGUGUGAAGUUGAGGGAUUUGGUACCUUGUGUCCCUAUUUUGUUCAAGGAUGAGCAGAUUAUACUAUGGAAGGGGAAGAAUGGUGAGGAACAUGACUCUCAACACUGAUGGAACUAACGAGUUCUUAAAUGGUAAAUGAGAAUCAUUUCUGAGGCAGUUCUAGAACUGAAAGACAGGCACAGAACUUGGCAUUCUUCUAGUCAGCUCUUGCAUAUUCAGUGAAUUCAUUUGUCUUCUCGACAUACUCAGCAGGUCAAGAGAGCAAGCACGUUUACACGGUUAGAUGUGCAGGUCUUCUGGAAUAUGUCGCUGGAUUUGUCCUAUUUGCACGAUUUGAAGAUCAAACCAAAGAAAUUAGUGCAUCAAUUCUAGACCCCAUGGUUUUGAAUAAGCAUGCAAAGCCAACAAAUUUGUGAGCGCAGCAUGGCCAGUAUGUUGGCCUGAAUUAGAUGAAUGAAGAUGUAAAACCUGAUCACCAACGAAUGUAAACCCUACUGGUCAUUUUUCUAACUACUUGUUUUGACAGUUCAAUUUGAAUUCAAUUGGAUGAUGAAAAUUUUUGAAUCCUA
Vitis riparia (riverbank grape) is the source of this 1608-nucleotide messenger RNA. Its product is annotated as CRS2-associated factor 2, mitochondrial. Gene Ontology annotation, molecular function: RNA binding. Gene Ontology annotation, biological process: Group II intron splicing. The record is from RefSeq and is a predicted model, not a curated record. Lineage: Eukaryota; Viridiplantae; Streptophyta; Magnoliopsida; Vitales; Vitaceae. Bases 68 to 1147 code for a protein of 359 amino acids. The transcript has 5 exons.